Molecule: messenger RNA, 1656 nt
Organism: Hevea brasiliensis (rubber tree)
Lineage: Eukaryota; Viridiplantae; Streptophyta; Magnoliopsida; Malpighiales; Euphorbiaceae
Exons: 3
Coding region: 146-1048 (300 amino acids)
Source: RefSeq, a predicted model, not a curated record
AUACCCAUUCAAGAACGCCUCCUCUUCAUGUGUGAAUGGAAGAAUAAGAAGAACAAGCUAAUUAACAUCUUCUGCCCGAUAAAUCUUUCUAAGUUUCUUCUGUAUUUUGCUACCGCUGUCCAUUUCUACCCGGUUCCGAUCAGCUAUGGAGUUCUUCCACAACGCCAAGGCCGUGCGUCUCCGUAGCCACCACAACAAGUACCUCCUAGCUGACGAAGAUGAGGAAUCUGUCUCCCAAGACCGAAACGGAUCCUCCAAGAGCACUAGAUGGACUGUGGAGUCCGUCCUUGGAUCCGACACCAUAAUCCGCCUUAAGUCUUGCUAUGGUAAGUACCUCACCGCUUCUAACCAGCCUUUUCUUCUUGGCAUGACUGGUCGCAAGGUCCUUCAGACUUUGCCCAGGAGGCUUGAUUCCUCCGUCGACUGGGAACCCAUCAGGGAUGGGACUCAGGUUAAGCUCAAGACCCGGUAUGGAAACUUCUUGAGAGCCAACGGGGGACUCCCGCCUUGGAGAAAUUCGGUGACUCAUGAUAUUCCUCAUAGAACUGCUACUCAAGAUUGGGUUCUUUGGGACGUUGAUAUUGUUGAUAUUCAAGUCAGGUCUUCGCGUCAAGAGAAGUCGGAGCCGCAACCCAUCCCUCAUUCAGAUUCUUUGGAUUUCGAUCCCAGUUCGCCCUCUUCGGUCUCUAUCAAAUCUGGCACUUUUUCGAGACAAGAGUCGACUGAAUCUAAUGUGAGUUCGCCUCCUAAAUCUGAGGGAAGAACUAUAUACUACCACCUGGCGGAUGAGAGUGGGGAUGUAGAUGAUGAUAUUGUGGAGGCUUAUUCAUUGCAUUUUAAGGGAAAUGGCGUUGAUGGGUUGACUCAGAAAUUAAGGGAAGAGACGGGUCUUCAGGAUAUUAUUGUCUGUUCUCGUAGUCCUUUGAAUGGAAAGCUUUAUCCACUUCGAUUGCAGCUUCCUCCAAACAAUGCCGAUAUGCAUGUCGUCGUAAUUGAGUCAUCGUCCAAAGUGGCCAAAGAUUUUGCAAACCAAGGAGUCGCAUUAUGACAUACAAUGGAGGGGACAGUCAUUGAAGUUUUGUUAUUUUUUCACAAUUAUUUCUUCUGUACAUUCUAUUCAGUCCUCUUAUCAUCAAGUUGAAAGGACAACGAGAACCUAUUUAUCAAAUGGAACAACCUUUUCCGACCAUGGUGGUUGGACAGUAAGAAAUUAAAGAAUCUUGUGGAGUGAAGCUAUUAGCGUAAGUGUUGUCACAACUACAAUGUGAUUUCUUUAUAGCUUUGUUGAUUAAUUUUUGUUGUAAAAUAAUUUUGUCGCACCAAUUUGUGUGUGAAAAAUGUGUUGUUUCGGCGAUUUGGUGUGUAGGGUCCGAGUCUUUUUCUCAUCUUAAUUAGCAAGGCCUGGCCUGUGCAACUGAAAAGUACUGCCGGUGAAAUGGAAUCGUGGGUUUUAAAGAUUCAGGUAGUGUCUAGAAUGGUGACACAUAGUCAAGAUGAAUUUGAGCAAUUCGGGUGACAUGAUGCUUUUGAGGUCAUGCGACUACUUCAUUAUAGGAGAUUGAUUCUGAUAGGGUUACGCUGUAUGUCUAUGAAAAUCCUCUCUUUUCAACACGAAAAAUUCUUAUUUAUAAGAUUAACACGUCAAUAUUUAUCUGA